UGCCAUAUACUUUGUUUUGUGGACUUCUGGUGGUAACCUCGAGCCGAUAGCAUAGGAUCGUAUUAUUGCGCCCUCGUGGGCUUCGUGGUGCGGUGGCCGGGAAGACAAGAUGCCGGUGUUUCUCUUAAGCAUCCGGGCUGAAUUGGAGAACGUGGAAAGCCUGUCAAUUCCUUCAAGUUCCCACUUUUGCCUUGACGUCAAGGAAAGCGCAGGAUCUGAGGAGAAAAAAGGGGUUUACGUCACCUCGACCGAGCAACAUGAGCUGUCGGGCAGCAAAGGAACGGCAAACUUGGUCAUGAAGUUUGCAAAAGGGAGUAAGAAGGAGGCCAGCAUCAACGUGCAGGAAAUCAAGGGCGUUACUCGGCCUUACACAGCCGACGACGAUGGCAAGUUUGUUCCCAUCAUCGCGUUUGAGUGCCGGGGACUGGACCCCAUCGCCUUCCACCCAGAGGGCGACUGGCGCGUCGUUAGUGCGGGAGGAACCAAGUACGACAAUGUGGAUCUCAAAGAGGCCGAGUGGAGCGAUUACUGCGAAAAGGCUGCGGCCAGUGUUGGCAUCUACAAUUUUGAGUCCAAGUUCGAGCUGUACCGCGGCUCCUAAAUAAGCCCUUUCAAGGUUUUUUGUACAGCAAAGCGCCCCGUACAGCAAAGCGCCCCGUACAGCAAAGCACUCGGAGGUCAUACGGCGCCAGUUGCAUGCGCUAUAACUUGCUGCCUGAUGGUCAAUCUUUUAGGGCCCGUUGUCCUGGAUUGCUUGGUUGUGUCGCAAGUUCAUCAACCUACUGGUAAUUUUACCCGUUCUUUGUAGCGUUGUUCGCGAUAACGACAACGUUGUUCCUGCCUUCCCGUGUUUCACUCGGGCUCAAACCAUUGCUAAAGUACAGCACUAGUAGCACUAGUAAGUAAGCGGCUAUUCAUUAUCGGAGGCCAUCACAGCACCAGACGACGGGCAUGAAAGCAGGUUUCGGAAUGCCGUACACAUGUACGGGGGCAUCGGGGACUUUGCCUUUUAGAUGAUGUUGGAUUUAAAGGCAUCCCUCUUGGAGUGAAGGUAUCAGCAGCAGCUGCCACAGACGUUCACUGCUUUUGCAUAUGUGUGUGUAUGGCCGCGACCCGUACGUAACAUGAGACUGUGAGAGCAAAUGUAAGUGAAGGACCUC
Molecule: messenger RNA, 1160 nt
Organism: Volvox carteri f. nagariensis
Lineage: Eukaryota; Viridiplantae; Chlorophyta; Chlorophyceae; Chlamydomonadales; Volvocaceae
Exons: 5
Coding region: 110-601 (163 amino acids)
Molecular function (GO): zinc ion binding
Source: RefSeq, a predicted model, not a curated record